AUGUCGGAGUCAUGGAUGACUUGUCCUUUGGAGGAGUCAGAUUCUGCAACCCAGCCGUCUGAGAAACCGCCCCGGAAAAGGUUGAAGCCUGACACUUCUUGGAUGAAGCCAAAGUUGGAAGACAGGCAGCCGUCCCGGAGGGGACGGCAGCCGGCUUCGUCUCAGAUGCAGGUGAAGCCAGCAGAAGAUGACUGGAUGCAGCCUCCGGUGGAUGAUUGGAUGCAGCCUCCGGUAGAUGAUUGGAUGCAGCCUCCGGUCGAUGAGGCAAUGCCGCCGCCGUGUGUGCCAGAGGCAGCAUCUUCACAGCCAGUUGUGACGGAGAUCAUGAACAUAUGCAUGCCCUUGCUAAAGGUUCUGCCCAAAGAAAGAGAUCACGACAACGUCUACAGUGCUCAUGGGAAAGACAUUGAUAGGAUCACACAAGCACUACGAGGCAAGUGCGGAUGCAAGAAGAAUUGCAUGACGAAGUUCUCGGUGAAGCAGGUUAAGGUUUUGGCUUCUGCAUGGCAUGACCUUUCGACGGCCACACAGUACCAGGUUUUGUUCAACAUGUUCAAUGGUGAGAAGUGCAGUGAGCAGGUACGUGACAUGGAGACCACAAAUUCUGCAAUGAAGCGGAAACAAUGGCAGCUUGAUGGUCGGGAUGUCUGCUUCAGGGCUUUUUGCCGACUGCUGGGCCAUUCCCCCACCACUGUACUGCGAAUGAUGCAUGGGGAUCCCGACCUUCGCAAAAGUGGUUUGGACAAUAUGCCAACUCGCCCCCGUCCACACCCUCAGCAGGACAUUGUCCAUCAUUUCCUUAUGGACCAGUACAUGAGUGCUGCCGAAACAUUGCCUGAGGUCAUGCAAGGGGAUGGCACAAGCUUUGCUGAGCAAGCAUUGGACACAGAUGGCUCACAAUCUGCAGCUCCCUCGGAGACUUUCCAGAAGUCGUUUCUGUGGAACUUGGACACUUCAAUCCCCGAGCGGGUUGUUGCACUUUUUGGCAAGGGUGAUGGCAGAAUGCAAGCGCCCCUCCGGUUUUUGCCACCAGGUCAGAUAUCUGACCUCUGGUAUCAGUUUCUGGCUUGGUGUCAAGCCCAGCGUGCACAGCUGCAGCCACAUGAACGUUCAGAUUCCGAUUCGCAGUUCCAGAUCCCUUCAUGGAGCACAUUUAUGCGUGUGUGGCACCAAUACUGGUACAAGCAAGUGCUAGAUUUCAGACAGAAAUCAUCUCAUGCCGAAUGCACUGUCUGCUGGGAGGCAAAACAGCUGCUGCACAGUCAGGGUUUACCUUUGCAUGAACGUGUGCGCCAUGCAGCUGCAUGGCGUGCACACUUGGCCUGCCAGUAUGCUGACAGGCUUCUCUACUAUCACAUCCGGUAUGCAUCCCGUGCAAAAGCUGGACUGCUGAGUCUUGUUUGUGACUCUAUGGACAAGGCCAAAUUUGCAUACCCGAAGAUGAACUACGAUCGCCUUCCCAAAUCAGUUGAGGGGCUUCAUCGACCUCGCUUUGUGUUGACUGCUGCAAUGUGCCAUGGCCAUUGCUUGGGCAUCUUCGUCUCUGAUGAUGAGACCCGGCCAGUUGUGAACAAGAUUGAUGAGUCAGUCAAGCACGGAGCCGAUCACUUGGUGGAAAUCAUCAACCGUGUUGUGCAGAGAAUUUCCGAGAAGGGCGAUCCACCAAGCCACUUGGUGCUGCAGUCAGAUAAUACUUGCAGCUUCUCGAAAAACUCGACUACCCACUUGUACUUUUCGUAUCUGGUCGCAGCGGGAAAGAUGCAGACUGUGACCGCAAACUACCUAGUUCGUGGUCACACUCACGAGGAUAUCGACGCUCUUUUUGCAGAGUUUCUACCGGUGCUGCGAAGGUCAAGUUUUGAUUGUCUGCAGGAUGUUCUAGACAUCAUGCAAGCCGCAAUGCAGGCCCGAGCUGAAAACUGCGGCGAGGCACUUCUGGUGCAGGACAGCUCGGAUAUCCGUGCCUACGAAGACUGGCUGUCCACAAUGGGAAUCAAGCUAUCCAGUGCAUUCAUGCCGAGGAAGCCAAAAGGACAAGAUCAUCUGCAGGACGUUCCUCAUUCGUACAUCUACAAAAGGCGAAUGGACCUGACAGCUUUGGAGAUGUCAAGACUUCCACGUGCAAGCAAAGAAGGUGAUACCAAAGAUGUGUUUGUAGUCUGCAAAAGCAGGAUGCUGGACAAGGACACCCAUCCUCCGGUCUUGGUUCUUCCACACAGUCGCCUCGGCAGACUUCCUCCUUUCCAGGACAUUCCCCUGGUGCCGCGUCAAACCGUGUCCGACCAGAGGCGAAAGGAUUUGAUAAAGCUAGCAGGUGUGGUGGAGAGGGCGCCCUUCAGCCGGGGAGCCGGCUCUGAUGCUCUGAAGAAGUUGGCAUCAGGAAGUUAUCAGCCGGAGAAGUCACCCCUGCCAUGGUUUGAAGCCGCUGGCAGCAUGCUUCCCCCGAGCAUGUUGUCCAGGAAUGAGCUGUUUCCUCAUCUGCCAGAGGCAACAUGGCCCAUGAUGGCAAAGUUUCGAUGA
Messenger RNA from Symbiodinium sp. CCMP2592, 2520 nucleotides. NCBI's taxonomy places the organism in Eukaryota, Dinophyceae, Suessiales, Symbiodiniaceae. The record is from the annotation of a GenBank genome assembly.